Messenger RNA from Indicator indicator, 1902 nucleotides. It is a transcript of the gene LNX1, whose product is annotated as ligand of numb-protein X 1. Gene Ontology annotation, biological process: ubiquitin-dependent protein catabolic process. The transcript has 12 exons. Lineage: Eukaryota; Metazoa; Chordata; Aves; Piciformes; Indicatoridae. Gene Ontology annotation, molecular function: ubiquitin-protein transferase activity; protein binding. Gene Ontology annotation, cellular component: cytoplasm. The coding region runs from base 1 to 1902 and encodes 633 amino acids. The record is from RefSeq and is a predicted model, not a curated record.
AUGAAGGCUCUCCUGUUACUGGUCCUCCCUUGGCUAAGUCCUGCAAACUACAUAGACAAUGUGGGCAACCUGCACUUCUUGUACUCCGAGCUAUGCAAAGGAGCAUCCCACUAUGGCCUUACCAAGGAACGGAAGAGGCGUUCCCAAGACUGCUCUCCAGAGCGUGGCUCCAGCUUAGCAGUAGCUGCCCUGGGCCCCGAGCUGUCUGCAGCUGCAGCCAUCGCCUUAAUGACGGACGAGCCAGGCCUGGUGAACCCAGCCUUCAGCCCCACCUCCGAGGAGAGCCAGGCAGCCACCAGCCCUGCAGACCUGCAGCGCUCCAACAGAAGCAGAACUCGACACUUCGAACGCUCCACUGUCAGAAGCAGAUCUUUCAAAAAAAUCAACAAGGCCUUCAGUGUUCUACGGAGGACAAAAAGCGGAAGUGCUGUUUCCAACCAAAGCGACCGGGAAAGGGAGACUGUUGGGAGUUCUGCUGCUGGAGAGGAAGGUUUCCCCAGGUUGUAUCACCUGAUUCCAGAUGGGGAAAUCACCUGCAUCAAGAUCAGCCGGAGCGACCCCCAUGAGAACCUGGCCAUCAGGAUCGUGGGAGGCAACGAGACUCCUCUGGCUCACAUCAUCAUCCAGCACAUCUAUCGAGAUGGGGUCAUUGCCAGAGAUGGAAGAUUACUGCCUGGAGACAUGAUCCUAAAGGUGAACGGCAUGGACAUCAAAAAUGUGCCUCACAACUACGCCCUGUCGCUCCUGAAGCAGCCCUGCCACGUCCUGCGCCUGACGGUGCUCCGGGAGCAGCGCUACCGCUGCCGGCACAGCAGCCUCCCCCUCGAAGCUCACUGCGGCAGGGACGACAGCUUCCACGUCGUGCUGAACAAGAGCAGCCCGGACGAGCAGCUGGGGAUCAAGCUGGUGCGCAGGGCUGAUGAGCCAGGGGUGUUCAUUUUCAACCUGCUGGAAGGCGGCGUGGCCGCCCGCGACGGGCAGCUGCAGGAGAACGACCGCGUCCUGGCCAUCAAUGGCCGCGACCACCGCUACGGCAGCCCCGAGAGCGCCGCCCAGCUCAUACAGGCCAGCGAGAAGCAGGUCCACUUCAUUGUGUCGCGGCAGACCAGGCAGCAGACCCCUGAUAUCUUGCAGGAAACAGGAUGGAGUUAUGGUGGUGGCUGGGGACCCAUCCCUGGGGAUAGGGGAGACUGUCCCAAAAGCAGCCUUCAUGCUGUCACCUGCCACGAGAAGGUGGUGUCAGUCCGGAAGGAUCAGACGGAAUCUCUGGGAAUGACCGUGGCUGGCGGAGCCUCUAACCGGGAAUGGGAUUUGCCCAUCUAUGUGAUAAGUGUGGAACCAGGAGGAGUUAUCAGCAGAGACAGCAGGAUAAAAACAGGUGACAUCCUCCUGAACGUGAAUGGGAUCGACCUGACGGGGGUCAGCCGGAGCGAGGCCGUGGCCCUGCUGAAGAACACCAACUCCUCAGUGGUGCUCAAAGCUCUGGAGAUGAAAGCCUGUGAAGCCCAGGAGGAGCCAGGCCACCUGCCCUCUUCUGAAGCCAUGCAGGAGACCUCCGAGAGCAGCGAGUGGUCACCGUCCUGGGUGAUGUGGCUGGGACUGCCACGGUAUUUGUACAGCUGCAAAGAAAUCAUCCUACGAAGGAACACAGCUGGGAGCCUUGGCUUCAGCAUCGUGGGAGGCUAUGAGGAGCACACUGGGAACAAACCCUUCUUCAUCAAGUCCAUUGUUGGAGGAACACCAGCAUACAACGAUGGCAGAAUCAGGUGCGGUGACAUCCUCCUGGCUGUCAACGGCAGGAACACCUCAGGAAUGAUGCACUCCUGCUUGGCAAGGAUGCUCAAAGAACUGAAAGGCAAAAUUACUCUCACAAUUGUGUCCUGGCCUGGCACUCUUGUAUAA